Messenger RNA from Cladophialophora yegresii CBS 114405, 2769 nucleotides. RefSeq lists its product as uncharacterized. Lineage: Eukaryota; Fungi; Ascomycota; Eurotiomycetes; Chaetothyriales; Herpotrichiellaceae. The record is from RefSeq and is a predicted model, not a curated record. Bases 1 to 2769 code for a protein of 922 amino acids. Gene Ontology annotation, biological process: double-strand break repair via nonhomologous end joining; protection from non-homologous end joining at telomere; interstrand cross-link repair. Gene Ontology annotation, molecular function: damaged DNA binding; 5'-3' DNA exonuclease activity. The transcript has a single exon.
AUGUCCGCAAAGACACAGGCGAAGCCGACUGGGAAGAACCGCUCGCCAAUGGCAAAGACUCCUGUGAUCGGCCGCCAAUCUGCCUCCAAGACCCCGUUUGCGAAGAAGACCGGCGGCAACCAGAGUAUCCUGAACUUUUUCGAAAAGGCGAACACACGCGAGGAGGCCCAGGCCCUUGCAAGCGCAGCAGCCCCGCUGUUCUUCAAGGAUGCGCAGCAAAGUGGUAUGGCCCCGGCACCAGCUGCGGAGGACACGAAGUUCAAUGAAGAUGCAACACCGGUCAAGAGGAGGCGGGUUGAUAAGGACGAGGAUUUUGAACCGUCAUUUGGGACACCCCCACCUGAACACCAGAAAAGUGCCACCGACGAUACUAGCGACCAACAUCCACGUGCCGCGGUUACAGAGCAGGUAGAGCGACCCAAGAAAUACAAAGCUGGCUUCCUGGACGACUCGAGUGAUGAGGAAGAUAACGACUGGACUGCAGCUAUCAGUGGUGCAGCUACCAGGGACACCAGUGAAUUGAAUCAUGUACGGGGUCUGGGAACUGAAGAGUCGCUGGACACCAUUGACCCCGACACACGGCGGAGUCUUACGAGAAUUGCCGCCAAACAGUCCAGCUCGCGGUCUAGAGCUGGAAGAGUCGAAUCUACGGCCGAAGUUAUCCUUGGAGAUAUAGGAGUCAUUGAAGCAGGUGUUCCAGCCUGGGACCGUGAGGCCACGUCUACGGCCGAAAUUAGCCCUGGACAUAUAGGAAUCAUUACAGGAGAUGUCCCGCCACUAAAGCGUGAGGCCACAAGUGUUUUCGAGCCUGGCGAGUUCGGUGACGAAGACUUUGCAAAUGACGAGUUCUUCGAGGGUGGAGAGGAGUUUAUGGAGCGCCGAUGGAUGGAAGAGCAACGAGACAUGGGCAUGGAAUUCGAGGACGAAGAUUCGAAAUCAGAGGCUGACAGUGUAUGGACACCACGGAGCUAUGCCGAAGAUGAGCCCCUGGGCGAUCCGAAUGAAGACUACCCUCCCCUCACAGUAUGUCCCAUAUGUAUCGGAAGCACUACAGGACUGUCUGAGGCACAGAUUACGAGCCAUGUCAACGCUUGUCUCGACAACAAGGCCAUCCCACUGCCAAUGAAACCUGAACUGGAUACCACAAAACUGAAACCAAAGCCAGUCAAGCCAAAAGCCUCAGACGCCGCUUCGUCAACUGCUUCUCUCAAGCGAUUCCAGCGCGCAGCUAUUGCACGCCCGGCCCAGCCCAACCCCUUUGCCUCGGACAAAGACUCGAAAGCAGGCUCAGCGUUUACUCGACUCAUGUCUGGGCACGCAGAAGACGCCGCCUGGGCUGAAGCCGCAGAGAACGAAAACCAAUCUCGUGGAAAACCGGCAUAUCAGCGAACAUGCCCCUUCUAUAAGAUCAUGCCGGGCUUCUACAUCUGCGUGGACGCCUUCCGCUAUGGUAAGGUCGAAGGCCAGAACGCUUACUUUCUCAGCCACUUCCAUAGUGAUCACUACAUUGGACUCACAUCCUCCUGGUGCCAUGGCCCAAUCUACGCCAGCAAAGUCACAUGCAACCUCAUGCUGCAGCAGCUAAGAGUCGAUCCAAAAUGGGUUGUCCCGCUCGAGUUCGAGAAGAAGGUCGAAGUCCCCGGCACAAAGGGAGUUUUCGUGACGAUGAUCCCGGCGAAUCAUUGUCCUGGUUCAUCACUCUAUCUCUUCGAGAAGGUGACAGGCAAGAACAAAGAUGGGUCGCCCAAGCUGACUCGAAUACUUCAUUGUGGCGAUUUUCGAGCUUGUCCUGCGCAUGUCGCCCACCCGCUUUUGCGUCCCGACGUUGUCGAUGCCAUCACUGGUCAAACGAAGCAGCAAAUAAUUGACACUUGCUACCUAGACACGACUUAUCUGACGCCCAAAUAUGCGUUUCCCAGCCAGCAGGAUGUCAUUGAUGCUUGUGCUCAGAUGUGUGUUAGCCUAUCGAAAGAGAUUGUGGACUCGGGCGACAACUGGGAAAAGGUCAAAGCCGAGCGCGCCGGGAGCGUGAUGAAGAAGUUCUUAGAACAAGGCGAGAGCGAAGUCGUCGACUCGGGGCUCGAGCAGACAGAGAAGAAACCAAAACCGCGUGGCCGCCUUCUCGUGGUCAUCGGCACCUACUCGAUCGGCAAAGAACGAAUCUGCCUCGGAAUUGCCAAAGCGCUAGGCUCCAAAAUCUACGCGCCUCCAGCGAAGAUGCGUAUAUGCAAGUGUCUCGAAGACCCGGAACUCAACGCUCUGCUCACCGACAAUCCACUCGAAGCACAAGUACACAUGACACCGCUGAUGGAAAUCCGCGCCGAAACGUUGCACGACUAUUUGCUCGGCUACAACGGCCGUUUCGCCCGCGUCGUCGGUUUCAGGCCUACAGGUUGGUCCUACCGUCCUCCGACAUCUCGCUUCACCGAGAACCCGGCCGUCAGCACGGUUCUACACUCCGAGGGCUGGAAGACGCGCUAUUCGAUGCGUGACCUCGCUCCUCAGCGAGGAAGUACGCGAGAAUCGAAUUGCUUCGGAGUACCCUACUCUGAGCACAGUUCGUUCCGCGAGUUAACCAUGUUUUGCUGCGCUUUGAGGAUUAAUCGCAUUGUGCCCACUGUCAAUGUGGGGAGCGCGAGGAGUAGGGAGAAGAUGAAGGGAUGGAUUGAGAAGUGGGAGGUCGAGAAGAGGAAGAACGGCCUAUUCAAAAUCGAGGUUGGCGCAGAGGGAUGGGGCUCUGGAGAUGGGCAGUUGAGGUAUGGCGUGUGA